Messenger RNA from Coffea arabica (coffee), 2193 nucleotides. The record is from RefSeq and is a predicted model, not a curated record. Lineage: Eukaryota; Viridiplantae; Streptophyta; Magnoliopsida; Gentianales; Rubiaceae.
AUGUGGGAGAGUUCAAGUGCUAUCCUUGUCCAUCAACCAUUUCAGUGGAUCCAUACCCAAAGAAAUUGGAGAAUUGAAGCAGCUGGAGGAACUGUACCUUGGGGUCAACAGUUUGACAGCAUAGGCACAGGAUCCAAGCGAGAAGAGCAGGAAGAGGUUAUAAUUGAUCAGUCUUUGCUCCGGGUACUGUUGGCUGGUCAAAUACCACGGGAAUUCGGAAAACUUUACACCCUAGUAGAACUUGGUCUGGGUUCCAAUAGCUUAGUUGGUUCCAUACCAGCUCAGAUCUUCAACAUCACAACCCUCCAAAAUAUUGGGCUUCAGAGCAACAAUCUUUCUGGCAGUCUUGACUUUGGUAAUGGAUUCGUGAAUUUGGAGUAUGUUGAUCUCAAUUCCAAUCACCUCGAUGGAGCUAUACCAGCAUCUAUCUCAAAUGCUUCUAAUAUAUUUCACUUGGACAUUUCUCGAAACAAACUCAGUGGUGUAAUUCCUAAUUCCCUGGGAGAUCUAAGAUUUCUCCAAAAUUUGGAAAUUUCUCAUAAUAAUCUUAGAAGUGAUCCUUCCACUUCGGAGAUGAAUUUCAUCACUGCCUUGACAAACUGUAAAUACCUAGUGAAAUUAGGGUUGGAUUACAAUCCUUUAGAGGGUACUUUUCCAGGAUCAGUUGGGAACCUUUCUUACUCAGUUGAGAGAAUUUAUGCAUACGACUGUGAACUCAAGGCAAAUAUUCCAGAUAGCUUUGGCAAUUUGAGCAAUUUAUUGCUUUUGAAUGUGGCUGGAAAUAACUUGAUGGGACCAAUUCCAGACACAUUAGGAGGCAUGCAAAACGUUCAAGCUCUCAAUUUCCAAGAUAACCUACUAACUGGACCACUCCCUGAAAAUCUUUGUGAUUUGAAGAACUUGUAUGGUUUAAGUUUGAGCCAGAAUACCAUUUCAGGUGCUAUUCCAUCAUGCUUAGGUAAUGUUACUUCUCUCAGAUAUUUGUAUAUCGCCCGAAACGUCCUGAACUCUGGCAUACCUUCAAGCUUGUGGAACCUGAAGGACCUCAUUGAAUUGAACCUAUCCUCAAAUUCAUUGAGUGGCUUCCUGCCUCCAGAAAUUCAAAAUUUGAAGGCAGCAACACUUAUUGAUAUAUCAGCAAAUCGCUUUAUACCAAAGUCCUUUGAGAACCUUCAGUAUCUCCAAGGCAUCAAUCUUUCUUUCAACAAUCUAAGAGGAGAAAUACCUACCGCUGGCCCUUUUAGGAACUUGACAAGUCAGUCUUUCAUGUCUAAUGAUGCUUUCUGUGGUGCUCCACAAUUUCUUGUUCCUCCUUGCAGCAAUUCUCAAACUCACGAUUCCAGUAGAAAGAAAAGAUUGCUAGUGGUUUAUGUUCUUUUAGGUGCUGUAGCUGCAGUGAUUACCAGCAUAAGUUUAACAGUUAUAUUUUUAAUAUACAGAAGGAAGAAAAAGGUUACAAGAACGCCUGAUUUACAGCUCACACCAGCACCAGCAAGAAUAUCAUACUAUGAACUUCUUCGAGCAACCAAUGGAUAUGCUGAAAGCAAUUUACUAGGCAUUGGCAGUUGUGGAUCUAUCUACAAAGGGAUUCUGAAUGAUGGAACAGUUGUGGCUGUCAAAGUCUUCAAUUUGCGACUAGAAAUUGCAUUCAAGAGCUUCCAAGUAGAAUGCGAGGUUUUUCGAAACCUUCGCCAUCGAAAUCUCACGAAAGUAAUUGGCAGUUGUACCAAUGAUGAAUUUAAGGCCCUGGUACUCGAGUAUAUGUCUAAUGGGAGUCUUGAAAAGUGGUUGUAUGCAGAGAAUCAUGUCUUAGAUAUGUUGCAAAGGUUGAAUAUAAUGCUAGAUGUGGCUCAUGCCUUGGAAUAUCUCCACUAUGGAUACACAACUCAGGUGGUUCAUUGUGAUCUGAAGCCUAGUAACAUACUGCUUGAUGAAUAUAUGGUUGCCCAUGUGAGUGAUUUUGGAAUUGCAAAAUUGUUUGGUGAAGGAGAAAGUGUUUUGCAUACGAAAACGCUUGCAACAUUGGUAUACAUUGCACCAGCUGAAAAGCAGGACUUCGUGUUGCAGAUUUUGGAAUUGGCUUUAAAAUGCUGCACAGAACACUCAACAGAUAGGAUCAAUAUGAAAGAUGUUGUGGCAUCAUUGGAGAGGAUUAAGCGCCCACUUCAAAAAUUCUCUGGUAAAUUCACAUGA